CGUAUAUAGACAAGUUACUAAUAGAAAUCGAAAAAGACAACAUGUGAGAAGACCAAGAUCUAGAAGAAAUAGUUCAAGAGUUGUUGUUCCAAGACCAAAAGGUCCACAUUAUGCUAAAACACCUGUAAUAGCCUUACCUGAUACAACAAUUAAUAAGUUAGUAACUUGGGAAAGGGGGAGGUAUAAAGAUAUAUUAAAUCGUAAUGGUCAAGUUACAAAUAGAUAUAAAGGGAGUAUUUACAUUGAAAAAAUUAGAAGUAAUAGUCAAGUUCAUUAUUCACCAGUUCAUAAAUUACCAGAA
This is a messenger RNA of Dentiscutata erythropus, 301 nucleotides long. The record is from the annotation of a GenBank genome assembly. Lineage: Eukaryota; Fungi; Glomeromycota; Glomeromycetes; Diversisporales; Gigasporaceae.